Molecule: messenger RNA, 4030 nt
Organism: Lotus japonicus
Lineage: Eukaryota; Viridiplantae; Streptophyta; Magnoliopsida; Fabales; Fabaceae
Product: F-box/kelch-repeat protein At3g23880-like
Exons: 2
Coding region: 1957-3378 (473 amino acids)
Molecular function (GO): protein binding
Source: RefSeq, a predicted model, not a curated record
CUAUACAUUUUUUUAGGCUUAAAUGCAUUUGGUGCCCCUGAUGUUUCAGGUUCGUGCAAAUGAUACCCUCCAUCUAUUUUUGUCGACGUUUGUACCCUCGAUGAAACAAAAUAGUGUAGUGAGUACCCCUCCGUCAGUUCAACGUUAAAAAACUAACGGAAGGUGCUGACGUGGCUUUUUUAUUUAUUUUUAUGUGGAAAUUACAUUUAAAAUUUUAAAAAGAGGGAGAGGGUGGGGGGAUUCAAACUCAGGAUCUAUAAGUGGCAAAACACAACCCUAACCAGUUGAGCUACACAAAGAAUUGAUAUAUAAUGCAAUACAAUUUUAUUUAUAUCUUUAUUUCGUCAUUUUCUUCUCACCAACACAGUUCUUCUCCCUUUUCCUUUCCCUUUCACGCUGCCAUUUCUCCUUUCCCUCUCCUCUUCAUGUUUUCCUUCUCUUGGUUGUGUCUUCUUCUUCACCUUAUCACCACCGUCACCGUGUUCCUUCCAAAGUUUCUUCUCCUUCAAAGGACAACACCAUGAAACUUACCCAAGCUUUGUCCUCCUCAACCCAAGAUCAGAUUUGGGCUUGGAGUUACCCCCACUUCCGCCAGUGGCCGACCACCACCACCACCACUGUGAGUUCAUCUUCUUCAUUCGUCUCCGGCGAGACCGCCACCAACACCAUAUUCGUUGCACUUGAAUCGGCUAAAAAACCCCACAAAAUCAUCAUUCCCGUCUACCCAAGUGAAGAGGAACGACCAGAAAUGCCUCUUGGACGUCUCACGGCCGCGAUCUGGUCGUUCACCGACGAACCAUCCGACCUGUAACUGCGAUUUCCUGGAAAACCGUUGAGAAAUUGGAGAAACGGAUGCCACCACCGUGUUCCUGGCCACGAAAGGAUGGAGAACCAUUACACUUUUCCCCCCCCCCAGCGACAUCUCCGACGCGGGCCACCAUCCUUGCCGGCGACACUUCGCCGGAAAAUCUCCAGAAUUGCGUUUUGGUAAGUUUUGACCUACAGAACUCAUUUUUGGACUCCAAACUUCAAUAUUAAAUAGAGAAUAAAGUGUUGGUUGUUGAAUAAAGGUGAAAAGGUGAAGAAGAAGAAGGGUAAUCUAUCGUUCUACACAUGAGCUAGAUGCUAAUGAUGUUGUUAGUAUCAGCAUGUGGGUUGAAAGCCACCUGAAUUGUGUUUUCUUCUAUGAAGAUUUCUCAAACUCAGAUCCUUUCAUUUUGGGUAUUCAAACUGAGUAGCAAUUGCAAAGAAACUAACAUCAAAUGGAUAAAUGCAUUUAAGCCCAUUUUUUUACGAAUUCAACCUUACGAAAACUAUUUCAAAUUCCAUUGGAGAUGAGAGAAUUGGAAAGGUUUAUGACAAAUUGGAGAGAUAAGAGAUGUGAGGUUUAAUGCAUUGAUUGAUUCAUAAAUGUAUUGAAUUUAUUGAUUGAUUCAUUACUGUGUGAGUGUGAGGUAACGAAACAAAACCCUAAUUUUCCCUACUGGCUACAGAGGGAAGCGGCAUAUUUAAGCCUCUAAAAUUUAAAACUUUAAUAUUACAGAACCUCAUACAUAUUUAAGCCUCUGAAAUUUAAAAUUUUAAUGUCUACAAUUAUGGGUGGGCUAUUAGUUCUAGUAUAACGGAUUGAUAGAAAGGUUGACAACAAUCAGAAGUUAUUGGCAUUGAAGAUUUGAAUAAGAGUAACCAUCAGAAUUUAUGACAAAUUGGAGAGAUAAGAAUAUGAGGUUUAAUGCGAGUUAUGGUAAAUCGAAAUGAAAAGAUGAAUGGGGAUGCAUUGGAAUGUCCACGUUAAGUUUUGAGGCUUAAAGUGAAAGCUGGCAGUGUCAUGUAGGAUAUAAGAUGAUUUUAUAUAUCAAGCAUGCAAUGAUAGAUUCAUAUAUGUCUUGAUUCAUUACACUGUAAGGUCACGAAACUAAACCCUCGUUUUCCCUGCUGCCUAUAGAGGGAAGCGGCAUGGCGAACGAUGAGAAGAAGAACCUCACUCUUCCUCUACCUCUAUCUCGCGAUUUGAUAGUUGAAAUUCUGCUGAGGUUACCGGUGAGAUCUCUACUGCGCUUGAAAUGCGUUUGUAGGUCAUUCUUUUUCAUUUCUGAUCCCCAAUUUGCUAAAUACCAUUUUGACCUUAGUGUUGAACCCACACAUCGUCUUCUUCUUCGAUUUCUCAAUGAGGAUAAAGUUGAAUCCUUUGAUCUAGAUUCAUCACUUGACGACAACUCUGCUGUUGUAACCCUCAAUCUUCCUCCUCCAUGCAUGUCUUGUGAUCAGAACUCUUUAAAAUUCUUGGGUUCUUGCAGGGGGCUUAUGCUUUUAGCCUAUGAGUAUAAACGGCUUAUUGUGUGGAAUCCGUGUACGGGUUUCCAUAAACAAAUUCUAACUGGUUGUGAUUUCUUGCUAGGCUCUCUGUAUGGUUUGGGGUAUGACAAGUCAACUGAUGACUAUUUUGUAGUGAUUAUAGGACCGGUUUGGUCGAAUGCUAAAAUUCAGACUGUUUCUGUGAAAACCAAUUCAUGGGAUUUCAAGGAUGUUAAUGCUCAAUAUACAGAUCUUGGAUAUCAUUACAGACAUGGGGUGUUCUUGAACGACUCUCUUCAUUGGCUGGUUUUUUCUAAGGAUGCCAGUUUUCUUGUAGUUAUUGCCUUUGAUUUGUUAGACAAGGGUUUAUCAGAGAUUCCUCUGUUACCUGAAUUAGCAGCGCCUGUGUUAACAGCGGAGGGUGUACCCAAAUUUUAUCAUGCGAGGGUACUAGGAGGAUGCCUCAGUCUGUGUUACAAAGGUGGUAGGCGUGAUAGGGCUGAGAUAUGGGUCAUGAAAGAAUAUAAAGUGCAGUCUUCUUGGACCAAGGCUUUUGUUGUGACUGAUUAUGACAUUCCUGGCAUACACUUUUACCCGAUACGCUUCAUUGAAGGUGGCGGAGUUUUUGGAUCAAAUGGCAAUGAAAGAUUGAUGAAAUUUAAUGCUGAGGGAAAACUGCUUGAGCAUCACAAAUAUAGGGAGGAAAUAGAAAAUGUUCAAAAUUAUUUUGGAAUGUUUAGAGAGAGUGAUUUCAAAAAUAUUCAAAAAUAUUUUGAAAUGUACACAGAGAGUCUGCUAUUAUUCCCUGGUGAACAACCACUCCUUCGUGACAAAAAGGAAGCAACGGAAGUUGAGGAAGCAAUGGAAGUAAAGGCAGAGGGAGCUAGUGGGCUGCCACUCUAUAGUGUAAAAUCACUCACUUGUGACUUCAAGGAAGCAGAUGAAGAGAUGGUGGAAGUAUCUGAUGAUGACAUAGAAGAGGAAUCAGAAGAGGAAUCGACUGAAGAGAAGGAAGCAACUGAAGAUGAGGAAGCGGAAUCUACUGAAGAUGACAAUAUCAACUGUCCAAAAAGGAAAAAUUAAUUAGCACAUAGGUGGCUUUACAAUUCCUGGUUUUUUUAUUUGAUGUUCUGUUCGGUGUUUUGACUUGAAGUUGUGGAGAUAUUGUGGUCUUAACCAUAUGUUAGCUUGGAGAUGGGAUAAAGUAAAAGGGAUGAAAAUGAUCAAGUAUUGAACUAUUGAUAUGAAUUGAUCUUGCGUAGAAUUGAUUUGACCAUUUUAGCAAUUAGGUGGCUUUACAAUUCCAACUGUUUUUUUUUAUUUAAUGUUAUGUUCGGUGUUUUGACUUGAAGUUGUGGAGAUAUUGUGGUCUUAACCAUAUGUUAGCUUGGAGAUGGGAUAAAGUAUAAGGGAUGAAACUAAUCAAGUAUUGAUAUGAAUUGAUCUUGCGUAGUAUUGAUUUGACCAUUUUGUCAUAUUGAUCUAGAUCAUCAAGUAUUUGUUAAGUUUCAUGAUUACCCCUAAAUAUACUCUGUAGUUUGUAUGGCUAUGGCAAUGACAGUGUAAUGGAUGAAAGAAAUUAGUGUUUCAGCUCAACUGGCUAAUGUCUCCAUUCUUAUUUUCUCUUCCUUUAUCAAGAAUAUAUCUAUUGCUGAAUGGGAAAAAGGUCCAGUGCUCACUGUCAAAAUUAUAUUUUGCCCCAUAAUCUAUAUAUGACCAAAAGAUAUAAUCAGGG